ACCGCAACAGCUAGCAGUAAUGCCUCCUACUUGCAGGCUACAGCCAUUGUCACGAACGCGAACAACCACUCCGAACUACAGUGCUGGCAAUUCACUUCGCCGGUCAACAUUUCAACUACCGCAGGAGUCUCUGGUUCGAUAACGUUCUCGUUCGCCAAUACCACGAGCACUGUCUAUACCGUAAUUCCACCACGCUUUAAUGGGGGUACCCAUACUGCACCAGCCGCCCAGGUUGUAGCUUUCGUAUCCGGCCUUGCUCACAUUACGCUUCCGGUCGCUGUCCACGGCAACAGCAGUCUGGACGAAGCUUGGGUUCUCGGUGGGCCAGACGGCUUGAUCGUCGCGGCAGACACAUUAGGUGCCGGCCACAUCACGACUUACCCCAGCAACGAGCCGACGGUGGCGCUCCAGGCCCCCUUUGGGAGUGCGAGUGACAUCCCUGCGCACUCCGUUGUACACAGUGGGCCGUGU
Messenger RNA from Baudoinia panamericana UAMH 10762, 471 nucleotides. RefSeq lists its product as uncharacterized. The annotation marks the transcript as partial. Lineage: Eukaryota; Fungi; Ascomycota; Dothideomycetes; Mycosphaerellales; Teratosphaeriaceae. The transcript has 2 exons. The record is from RefSeq and is a predicted model, not a curated record.